AUGGUUCUUAUACAACAUUUCCCGGAAGCCGCAGCCAUCUCCUUCAUCUUCAAUACCAUUAUAGUUGAAUUCGACGAGGUCGAUGAGGAUGCGUGGAGAGAGAGAGAGUCGGGCCCCUACCGUUUUCCUUCGCGAAUCUCGCCCCCUAAGCCAGCAGAUCUGAAUACCCUUGUUUCAGACGACUCCGACUAUAUUGCUGCUACGGGGUUCUUCAAUCCUGGAGCGAUGAUUUGUUCUGAUCAAGAGGAUGCCGUCUCCGCUGGGGUCUUGGUGGAGAAGAGUUCUGAGCAGGGGCUCACCGUUGCGUGUCACUGCUGGGAUCGGGAGUUCGACGAAAGGUUGGAUCACCUGGGAGAUCCGAAUAAUUUCCGAGUGCUACAAGCAAACUCGAGGGUCGGUUGUGUGACUGAACGUAUCGACGAAACUGACAUCGGACUUGCCAAGCUGGACGAUACUGUUGCGUUUAGCAAUAGAUUCCUAGAUAUCGAAACAGCAGCUAAAGUCCUUAUCCCAUUCACCGGGGUUAAGACAGGAGACAAAUUCUUCAUUGACAGUUUCGUUACCGGCCGGCAGCGCCUUUUAUGUGCCGGAGUACGGGUACUGGGAUGCAUUUAUGCCACCAACGACACCAUGAUUACGACUGUUCCACAACUACGUGCAGGUAUCUGUGGCUCGGUUCUUGUACGGCUACAGCGUGCAGGGGAGGAAUCGAUUUGCCUGGAAGAUGGAGAAGUAUGUGGGAUUAUGCAUUGGGCCGAGUUGGCUACGAAGUACUCUACGAGCCUCAAAUUCUUUUGCUUCGCGGACCGGGAGCAUCCUCUGCACCGAGGGUGUGAGUCCCACUCACCCUGGGUGAGCUUACUCAUUCUAGGUGGCUUAAGCAUCCUAACGUUACUUGGAGUCUCAUUCGCGGCGUUCAUUGAUCUUUAUUACUCUCUGCUGUUUCAAGAUCUCGUUCGGGAUCAUGACCAGCUCCCAGGUGAACAUGCUUCGGAUGGCAGACCAACCACACUGCCAUUGACUCAGAAGAUCAUUAUUGGCAUGUCGUUGUUUGUACACCUGAAUGCCUUCUACUUCGCUAUCCGCCUAUUCUUCGCUCUACUCAAAACACCGAGAGAGUCAAAAAAGGCGUUGCAGCGCCGCCACUCCACUACGCCAAAGUCUGUCGACACGGAAGAUGCUUUCGAAGCAGAGUUGGCAGGCAAUUUUUCGUUGAGUGUUCUUGGGGGGACUCAGUUUAAGGCAGAGUCGAAAUAUCUUGUCAACAACCAGGAGGUCGUUCACGCCAUCAUCUUACCCAAUUAUAAAGAAAAUUUUGAUACCUUAUGGACCACGCUCCAUGUUCUAGCCAGUCACCCUAUAGCUGCCAGUCAGUAUGAGAUCUACCUUGCAAUGGAACAAAAGGAGCUCGAGGCCCCUGCAAAAGCGCCACGUUCCAUCCGUCUGGAGUACCAGGCGAGAUAG
Molecule: messenger RNA, 1464 nt
Organism: Penicillium roqueforti
Lineage: Eukaryota; Fungi; Ascomycota; Eurotiomycetes; Eurotiales; Aspergillaceae
Exons: 6
Coding region: 1-1464 (487 amino acids)
Source: RefSeq, a predicted model, not a curated record